AUGGCUGGUAAAGGAAGAUCUACGAAAAAUUCUAAUAGCGAUGCUCUACGAUGUGAAAAAGAAUCAACAGAUGUUCAGUGUGUUUGUUGUGGGAUUUCGUUUGCUGUCGGCAUGACUGAGGAAUCGUUAGAACUAUUGAAGGCAUGUGAUAAUGUCAAAUUUGUGUGUGAUGAGUGCUUGAAGUCACCAUCAAUAAAGGAUCAGGUCAUCAAAACAGUUGAGAGUGGAAAAGCUGAGAUAUGUGACAGGAUAAACAGCUUAAGUAAAGAGAUUAGAUCAGAAAUCGAUGCAAUCAAGGUAAAAUUGGAAGCAAAUGAAGGCAAAAUGUCUGGAUUGGAUGUCCCUGGAUCAAAGCUCUGUGAUGAGAUUUCGAACUUUAGAAAUGAAAUGACCAGAUCAUUUGCUAGCGUGGUCAGUUCUGAGGUUGUGAAAAGUGUCCAAAUCAUAAACGAUGAUGUAAAAAAAGUGCAAAAAACGUUAACCAAUGUAAUGGAAUCGAAGGAACGAGAGGCAAAUAUAGUGGUUUUUCGACUGAGUGAAGGAACGGACGACAGAAACAGGGUUUGCAAGAUAAUCAGUCAUCUGACCGGUGGUGUCUGCGGUGAAACAAACAUAAUAAAGUUGGUACGACUUGGUAAGAAAAAUGAUACGGUGGUAAGACCAAUUUUGGUAAAGUUUGAUGAUGUCAAGGUGAAGGAACUCGUUUUCAAAAAUGUUUUUAAAAUGAAGUCAGUAAGCGAUAAUCUGUCUCAUGUUGGUCUGAGUCAUGAUCUUACUGUUGAGCAAAGAGAUGAACUUAAAAAAUUGAUGGACGACGCCAGACAGAUGGAGAAAAACUCAACGGAGGGUUUUUUAUACAGAGUGCGAGGAGACAGAGAAGCUUGCAUGAAUAUUUAUAUAGGCGGCAAUACAAAUUGCAUUUGCAUAUUGAAGCCAGACCCACACCCAUGUAUCACCGCUCAAAUGCUCUCACGCACGUACAUCUGCAUUCUCGUGCACAUGCCGACGCACGCGCAGACAGGCGAGUGUACGAAGCAGCUGAUGAUUCGGCUGAUGGCAGGCAGGGAUCGGAGUCUUGUGUGCAGUGGAGGCAAGAUGGAGGAGCGCGUCGCUACGAUGAGGAAGUGA
Molecule: messenger RNA, 1128 nt
Organism: Helobdella robusta
Lineage: Eukaryota; Metazoa; Annelida; Clitellata; Rhynchobdellida; Glossiphoniidae
Exons: 3
Coding region: 1-1128 (375 amino acids)
Source: RefSeq, a predicted model, not a curated record